ACUGCAAGCGGAUUCCUCGUUCUGCGGUUCUUAGCGAUAUCAUCGUUGUGCUUGCAGAUAUAAAAUGAGGCUUGCUUGACCCUCAAUCCCCAUCUCUAGCUCUUUCAGAUCGUAGCCUUCUUGAAGCCACAUUCUUGUGGUUCGAAGCGCUAGAUACCUGCUCCUAUGUGCCACAUGAAGCUCGCUCAAGCUUUCCUAGCCAAUCUAGUGCUGGCCGGUACCGCGAUCGCAGCCCCAGCUGGAUCGUCGGUCGCGUCCGCUCUGGCCGCCGGCUCAACAUUCCCUUAUGCCCCAGAGAUCCCUAACCACGUCCUCUGGUCACCUUCAGCCGGCAUCGACCCGCAGCCAGUACGUGAUGGGCUCGGUGCGAGCCCCGUCCUCGGCCCCCAGAAUGUUCCCGUGGACCUGCAGAACCCGGACUUACUCGCGCCGCCGUCCACGGACGCAGGUUCUGUGCAAGUACCUGUCUCUGGAAACGCUAAAUGGCCCUUCAGCUUGAGCCAUAAUCGCUUGCAAACCGGCGGUUGGGCCAGGCAGGAGAACAUGAAGAUUAUGCCCAUUGCUACAGAAAUGGCCGGUGUGAACAUGCGUCUCGAAGCCGGCGCAAUUCGCGAGCUGCAUUGGCAUACAACCGCAGAGUGGGCCUAUGUCUUGAAAGGCGGCAUGAACGUCGCUAUCGUCAACUCGGAGGGCCAAAACUAUUAUGACACGAUCAGCCAAGGCGAUCUGUGGUACUUUCCACCGGGUGUACCUCACGUCCUGCAGGCGACAGCAGACCUACCUGAGGGAGCCGAGUUUCUGCUAGUCUUUGACAGCGGAGAGUUCUCCGAAGACUCCACUUUUUCUAUCACGGACUGGCUGAGCCAUGUUCCCAAGGAAGUCAUCGCGAAAAACUUCCAGCUUUCCGUGGAGGAUUUCGCACAGCUUCCCGGGAAGGAGCUCUAUAUUUUCCCGUCAGAUCCUCUGUCAAAGGACACUGUGGCUCCAAAGAGUGCCGCGGGUGUCGCGCCUUUACCGUACACCUUCAGGGCGUCCCAGCUCACGCCUACCCCUCUAGCCGGUGGCUCCGUCAAGAUCAUUGACUCAUCCAACUUCAAGAUCUCGCAGACCAUUGCAGCUGCUGAGGUAACGGUCGAACCGGGCGCGAUCAGAGAACUCCACUGGCAUCCCUCCGAGGAUGAAUGGAGCUAUUUCCUGUGCGGCACCGGUCGCAUCACCUUGUUUGCCUCCAGCGGGAAUGCGCAGACGUUCAAUUUCCAGCCUGGUGACAUAGGUUAUGUGCCAGCUUCGUAUGGCCACUAUGUGGAAAACACCGGAAAUACCACCCUUCGCUUCCUCGAAAUAUUCAAAUCAGGUACGUACAAGUUUGAGGAUGUCAGCUUGGGACAAUGGCUGGCUCUCAUUCCUCCUGAGCUUGUUAAGGCUCACCUGCAGGUCAAUGACGAAGUGAUUGCGAAGCUAAAUACUACGAAGGUUACCGUCACCGCUCCGAGACAUUGAACUCGAAUCGAACUGGUGACUCGGUCUAGAGAAUAGACGAGAAUUAGAUGUAUUUUUGAAUAUCUCUGAGAAUGCAAUAUCUACCCCUGCCCGCUUGCCUUGUCGAGUAAAUCU
This is a messenger RNA of Phanerochaete carnosa HHB-10118-sp, 1614 nucleotides long. RefSeq lists its product as uncharacterized. Bases 166 to 1500 code for a protein of 444 amino acids. The record is from RefSeq and is a predicted model, not a curated record. Gene Ontology annotation, biological process: oxalate metabolic process. The transcript has 13 exons. Lineage: Eukaryota; Fungi; Basidiomycota; Agaricomycetes; Polyporales; Phanerochaetaceae.